AUGUCUGUGUUUAAAUUACAAAAUAAACCUUUUGAUAUCAAUGCUAAGCAUAGAUUUUUGAAUUUCACAGCUUAUCAUUUUGAUCGAAAACAAUUUAAUUCUUUAGUAGAAAAGUAUUUUAAAAGUGAUAAAAAUCCUUUUCGUUAUAUUAAAUACCAAUAUGAAAGAAAUUACAAUCCUCAACAAGAUCAAAUGGACAUACAUAUUCAAGGAGUUUUAAUUCUCAAAGACGCAACAAGAAUCGGAAAAUAUUUAAAAGCUGGUGAAAAAAAUAGAAAAAAAGAUAUUGCUUUAGGUGCUAAAGGUCUUUUACAAAUUGAAGAUUCUGUUCAUUAUACUGGAAAAGAUUAUAACAAAUGCUUAUUGCAUCACAAAAAACCCAUUGAUCCAAAUGAUCCAAAAAGUAAACUUAUGUUGUGUCGAUGUGAUUAUUUUGAUCUAGGAAAAUUUUGUGAAUGGUGUAAUGAAGGUUGUAAAAAAUAUAGAACUUUGGCGAGAUAUGAUUCUGAUUCUGGACCUUUCGAAUAUGGAACUUAUACUACAAAAAAUAAUACAAAAACUAAGAAGAAUAAUAAUUUAGAUAAAACUCUUGAGGAUGAUUAUUUAGGAGAAAUUAUUCAAGAUAUCUUAGAUGGAAAGCUUACUAAAGAUAAAAUUCUUGUCAAAUAUACAAAAAAAAAUAAACAAUGGGUUAAAACAAUCCAGGAUUUGUUGAGACUAUGUGUAAUGCUCGGUAAAUCAUAUCUUUUUCGUAUUCUAUUUCCUAAAGUAUAUGAGAAACCAAAUUGCGGUGAAUAUAGUGUGCAAGUGAAAGGCUCACAUAUUAAUUAUGCACCAAAAAUUCAAUGUUUUACAUCAAAUGUACCAUUGGAUGAAUUGUAUCGAUUUAAUGAAAAUGAAAAAUAUAUUUCAGAAGAAAGAGGGUACAAAAAAACAAAUAGAAAAUAUUUUUCAGCAUUAAAUGAUAGAUUUGAUUAUGUUAUUGAAUAUUACAAAUAUAGAGAUGAUGAGAAACCAAUAUGCAAAAAUGAAUGUAUUUGUUGUAAAGUAAAAAGAAUUUUUCAUAAAGGUUUUAAAGCUUCUUUCAACAAUCAAGAAUUUGAGAUAGAGUUUAAUGACAAAGUAGAUGAAAAAGCAAUAAUUUCUAUAACACAAAAAAAAGAUGGACUUCUCUUUAAAAAAAGCAACAGAUACUAUUGGUGUCCAGAGUUUAAAUUUGAUAGAACAAAAUAUAUUUUGACAGAUUGUGAGAACUUUGAUGGUAUAGAAGCAGAUAUCAUAGUUUAUCCAGCAAUUGUUAAAAAAUUACGUGCUAAAAAUAGUAAAGAAAUUGAAAUAGUUGAUCAUAAAGAAAAAUAUAAAGAAUUAUUUGAAUCUGAUACUACAAAAAAUAAUGAG
This is a messenger RNA of Dentiscutata erythropus, 1398 nucleotides long. The record is from the annotation of a GenBank genome assembly. NCBI's taxonomy places the organism in Eukaryota, Fungi, Glomeromycota, Glomeromycetes, Diversisporales, Gigasporaceae.